CACCUUUUAUAACGUCGAUGAAUUUCUGUAAUCUGUUAUCGUAAGCGUAGUGUAUUGUGUGUGUAGUGAUGUUGUAAUAUAUGUGGUUGUGAGUACUACUAACAUAGUGAGUGACAAUCCGAACAGGAUACUCAUAAGUACGUGUAAUUAAUUACUUUACAUUAGUCUCGGAAGACAUAUAAAGUUUUUUAAUUAAAAAGUUAAGUGAUAAAGACUCCUGUAAUACCUAGAUAUAUCAACAGCAGUGAAAGAUAGUGGUCAGAGUUACAAGUUUUUGAGAGAAAUAAAAGGUAACAACUUUGGCGUUGCUCCAAAAGUCACAAAGUCACCUCCCACCUUUAAUAAGAACGUUUGUGUCUGGCUGGCUUCCAACGUACGAAUACAAAGUUUGCACGGAUGCCUCGAUAAAUUGGUAUAUAAAGGUGUAGAGAUGAUGACGUCACUAAAUGAAGGUAGAAGGUAACAAUUGUACUCGAAAAUGGAUAUAGAUCAUGUUAUACUGGAUAAAGAGGCUAUCAACAGAUUUGAACAGUAUACUUUGGCAAAGCCUUCGCUUAAUGGGGGAAUACCUUUGGAUAGAUGCCAAGAAACCGACUCGGUGGCAUCUAAUAGCAGAAAGAAAGUACAAACUUCGCGCCAGAAAGUUAUUUGUUGCUUUUGCUUUAAAACAACUAAGUACAGAAGAAAACAGUUUAUUAUCGGUUCCCUUACAAAUAUUGUGAUAUUCUCUAUUUUAUUGGCAUAUACUUUUAUGGGAUCAUUUAUAUUCUUAGCUAUUGAAGGUGGAGCUGAAAUGCCUGCCAGACCUCGAUUAUUACCAGACAGACAUAAAAUCAGCCAAAAAGAACAAAAUAAUACAAACAGGAAGCACACAGAAGAUGAUUAUGAGUACGGUAAUUUGACACUCUCAGCAAACUACUUCUGGGAUGCUAGGAGCAGAGCAGUGGAAAAUAUUUGGGAGAUAACCGUGUCAUUGAAUAUUUUGUACCGUGAAAAUUGGACUAGAUUGGCCGCACAGGAGAUUUUAAAGUUUCAAAAUGAGCUGGUACAACGCGUAACUACUGAAAUGGCAUCACAAUAUGGAGUAAGUUACAGAGAGAUGGCCUUAGGCGAAUUUGGAGGCGGAGACGUUAACAAUCACUAUGAGGAACAUGAAUGGAAUUUGGCACUCGCGUUUUUCUAUUCACUGACUGUAUUAACAACAAUAGGAUAUGGAAAUAUUGCUCCAAGAACAAUACUUGGAAAAGGCAUUACUAUACUUUAUGCUCUCAUCGGUAUACCGCUGACUCUUGUAUACUUAUCAAGUGUAGGUUCUUUGUUGUCGAAAAUGGCUCGAAGUGUUUUCAGUCGUGCAUUGUGUUGCUGUCUUUGUUCAAAUUGUGGUUAUUGCUGCUAUGAUGAAAGAAGAAUGGCUGAAAAAGAAAGACGCAUGAAACUUAAGAGACAACAAGAAGAAAUGCUUAAUAGUCAGAAUACGAGCAAGACACCGACAGAAGAGUGUUACGUAUUGAAACCUGAUAGUCAAAAAGAUUUAUCGAUAUCAGAAAGACCAACGACAAGUACUGCUAAGGAUGAUAUUAUAAGUUGGCCAGACACAGAUUCAAAGCUAUCCAUGCGUGGAUUAAGCAUAUUAGCUCCCGUUUUACUUUGUCUCGCUGCUAUAUUUAUAUAUAUUACUAUAGGCGCCAUUGUACUUUAUAGGUUAGAUAAUAUGAGUAUUAUAGAUGGAUUUUAUUUUUGUUUUAUGGCAUUGAGUACUAUAGGAUUUGGAAAUAUAAUCCCUGGUAUGAGCUAUACAACUAUAAGUGGUGUUAGGUAUUAUACAAUAAAUUCAACAACUUUAUGGUUUUGUUCGGUAUACACAUUAACAGGUUUAGCAUUAACUGCUAUGUGUUUCGGUGUUAUUCAUGAUGAAAUUAUUUAUAGAAUAAAACAUCAACAAAAAGAGUGGUCUCAAAAAAGUAACACCGUCAAUGAUGAGGUCAAUAUAAAUGAUCCAUUUUAUAUGAAUUCUUGACAAAUGUAUAAUAAAGGUAAAUCAGAAAAUUUGUACAGCAUUAUGGAGGAUAAUUCUGUGGUAGAACGUAAUAGGAUAGAAAUUGACAAUAGAGAAGUAGUUCUUAGUGUAGAUGAUAUGUCAACAGCGUUGGAUUCUAAUGCAGAGUUCCCUCCACCUCCACCUGAGGAGGAAAUAGUUGCGAUUGUAACUAAAAAAGAGCCAAAAGGCUUUGGUAAUAUGGUAGCAUACAAUGCACUACCAGAAAUGCUUGAACACGUCAAUACGUAAUCCUGAAGGCUCUUCUUGAAGUUGUCGGAUAUUUCUAUCGGUUAAAAAAAAUAUUGAUUUUAUUGGCUGUGAAUGAUUCAUUAAUUUUGUAUGUAUAGAAGGAUUUUAAGAAAAUUAUAUCAUUGAAUUUUCGAAUUUAA
This is a messenger RNA of Achroia grisella, 2427 nucleotides long. RefSeq names its product TWiK family of potassium channels protein 9-like. Lineage: Eukaryota; Metazoa; Arthropoda; Insecta; Lepidoptera; Pyralidae. Gene Ontology annotation, molecular function: potassium ion leak channel activity. The record is from RefSeq and is a predicted model, not a curated record. Gene Ontology annotation, cellular component: membrane. Gene Ontology annotation, biological process: potassium ion transmembrane transport; stabilization of membrane potential. The transcript is spliced from 7 exons. The coding region runs from base 479 to 2017 and encodes 512 amino acids.